Molecule: messenger RNA, 3034 nt
Organism: Nilaparvata lugens (brown planthopper)
Lineage: Eukaryota; Metazoa; Arthropoda; Insecta; Hemiptera; Delphacidae
Exons: 5
Coding region: 1-2472 (823 amino acids)
Source: RefSeq, a predicted model, not a curated record
AUGCGUCUUGGUCGAUGUCGAAAGACCAGUGCCGGGAAUUGGUCGACAGCUGAGAGGAGUGUCAGCUACUGCGUCUUCUCCCGCGGGAGAAUCCCGGCCGGCGCCUCUGCAUCGAGGGCGUCCGAAGGGAUGAGCUUCUACCAUCAUGUCUUGCUCCUGCUGUUGGUCGCAGGAGUUCCGGUGACGUGUGUGACAGUGAAGCGUGGCACAUCGCUGAAGAGGCCGAUAGUGCAUCUGCAUAAUAACAGCACCAUCAGGAACACAGUAUCCCAGCGCACACGGGCCCUCACAAGAGAUCUCAAAGCUCUGCCUCAGGGGAGGAGAGUCGUAUACUACAUGCCACAACCAAUGAGACAACCACGAAAACAUGUUCACACAGUUUACGUGAAGAAAAGACCGAACUUUUUCAGCCACAAACAUAAGAAAAAGCAUAAGAAAAAAGUAAUUCAUCAUCACCACCACAAAGGAAAAGUCAAACAUAUACAUAAACAUAAGGGUGGCUAUAAGCAUAAGCACAAACACAAAGGGAAGCACAAACAUAAACAUAAGCACAAAGGAAAACAUAAGCAUAAACACAAACAUAAGGGUAAACACAAACAUAAGCAUAAGCAUAAGGGUAAAUUGAAACACAAACAUAAGCAUAAGGGUCAUGAGAAGCAUACACACAAGCACAAAGGUCACCAGAGUCAUAAACAUAAACAUAAGGGACAUCAAAAACACAAACAUAAGCAUCAUGGUCAUCAUAAGCAUAAGCAUAAACAUAAGGGCAAAGUGAAACAUAAACACAAGCACAAGGGUAAACACAAGCAUAAGCACAAGCACAAGGGUAAACAUAAGCAUAAGCAUAAGCAUUAUGGACACCUGAAAAAUAAACAUAAGCAUCAUGGUCAUCAUAAGCACAAACAUAAGCAUAAGGGAAAACAUAAGCACAAGCAUAAACAUCACGGUCAUCAUGGACACAAACACAAGCACAAAGGACAUCAUAAACACAAACACAAGCACAAGGGAAAGGCACACCACAGUCAUAAGCACAAGGGACAUGGUAAACAUGGCCACCACCAUGACGCCUAUGGCAGACAUGCUCAUGGACACGAGUUCCAAGCAUCCCAUGAGCACAAGCACAUGGUGUCAGCCAAGCAUGCACACGGCCAUCACUUCAAAGCCAACCACAAGCACAAGCAUCAAGGCCACUCCUAUAAUAAGCACAAACAUCAUGGACACACCAAGCAUUCACACAAGCACAAAGGUAAGCACCACCAUGGUCACAAGCAUAAGGGCAACUUCAAACAUGGUCACAAGCACAAGGGUAAACUGCACCACAAGCAUGGACAUCAUGGCAAAACCAAACAUAAUCAUAAGCACAACGGUCAUCUCCAUCAUAAACAUGGUCAUAAUGGGAACAAUCAACACUCUCAUAAGCACCGAGGGAAACAGGGACAUAAGCAUAAACACAACGGACAUCUCAAGCACAAAUAUUAUAUACGUGGACAUCAGUACCAGUAUGCAGCAACAGAAAUGCAUGGCAGGCCAGUUCCUCCAAACAUUGCUAUUGAUACUGGCGCAAAUACUGACAGUGAUAUCAAUGACAUAAACGAUGCUCUAGCCAUGGUCAAAGAAGUUAAUAUGUUGACUGGAGGUACACAACUGGAUCCACAGUAUGUCAAGUAUCCAUCUGCAAGGAAUUCCAGAAUUUCCAAGCCUAGUCGGUUUGAGACCUCUGUUGAUUAUAAAGAUGAGCCUAUCAGUGCAGAUUCUUUUGCAAACUUUGAUGACAUCAGCUUCAACAGUAAUGAGUUCAAUUUCGGUACUGGAGCUGAUCAGUUUGAUGAGGGUAGUGUUGUGUCUAGUGAGCACAGGAAAAUGCCCAAGAAGAAAAAUAAGAACAAAGAUUAUGAAUAUACAGCAUUCAAUGAAGAGCCAGAAAAAUCGUUUGAAUUUCUUGAUGAUUACAGAGAUAGUAAGGAGAAUAAAAUGACCAAGAGCAAAGAGUUCAUCUAUGAUGAUAUCACACUGAAAGACCCUUUUGAUCUCACCGAUUACCAUAGUUAUUUACAGGAUUACUACGAUAGUGUUAAGAAUAGAAGCAAGUCAAAAUUGAAGAAAAUUGUACAGGAGAACAGCUAUGAAGACCCUGACAAAUUACCCUACUCAUAUGAAAUGGAGACUGAUAAGUCUGAAGCAAACUACAACUUCCCAAACACAUUUUACACACCAAAACAACAGUCUAGUGAAUCAGCAGAAGUAGAGCAGGAUUUCUACAAUGAUAAUUAUGGCUCAGCAGUGAUGCAGAGAAAUAAAUUGGGGUACAACUUUUAUCCAAGUAACACAACAAAAGUGAAUAUAAGAUACAUUAUUCCAGAAAAGACCAACAUAACUAUGUUGCAUCCACCACAAGAGGAACACCAAUGGUACAACAGCUAUGGUCAUAUUCCAUUCAACCAUCAAUCGUUCAAGAAAAGUCUGGGAACAUAAGUUAUGUAGGCCACCGACUGGCCCCAUGUGCUGGAUUGAGGUAGAAAACUGCUCAAUCGGCAUCAUGCAUUUCGAUGACGCCGCAUCAAAGAGGAGAUGUCCGCGAGAUGACACAUCGAUUAUGAUCUCCAGCAGAAUUCCUGCUCAACUAUCCCUGGAACUGGAAAAUCAAAAUACACUUUAAAUCAUGGUUAAAAUUUGUUGGAUUCCCUGCAAUAUUAUUGAGAUUGAGGAAUGGAACAAAACAUUCCCAUGUUCAUUUAGUAAUUCUUUUUAUGGCAAUACGUAUUUUUAUGAAAGACAGUUCCAGGAUAAUCCAUGAUACGAUAUCGUUGCAUCAUUUAUUAUCCAACUGAUUGAUCUGAUCAAUUACGUUUUUCACAAGGUGAUGAUAAAUACUGACGUUACCAAGAAACAAGAACGAAUAGUGGGCCAACAAAUGAGUUACCAUUCAAUAGACAUUUUAUAGUUAUAUUUUGUUAUAGUUAUUUCUGUUAUUUUGAUUCAUUAUAAUUCAUAAUAAAUGUUAUUGUUCCAUUAUAAACAAAUUUUGAUACAAUUC